AUGGCCGACUCCCAAAUCAAUCACAAAGAUGCGCUCGACUACUGGGCAUCGAUCGAUGCCGACGUCAACGGCAUGCUAGGCGGCUUCUCCUUCAUCUCGAAGGUGGACCUACAGGGCUCGAAAAACUUCCUUGCUAAGCUGGGAGUCGGGGGAGAGGGUGCGGGGAAGGCGAAGGUGAAGAUUGCGGUUGACUGUGGUGCUGGGAUCGGGAGAAUCACAGAGGGCCUCCUCCUCAAGGUCGCCAACACAGUCGAUAUCGUUGAGCCCAUAGUCAAAUUCACCGACAAUCUCAAAGGCAAAGAAGGCGUCGGUGAGAUAUUCAACACCGGUCUGGAGAACUGGUCCCCAGAGACGGAAUACGAUCUGAUUUGGAACCAAUGGUGCCUGGGUCACCUGACUGAUGCCCAACUGCAAUCUUAUCUUGAAAAAUGCGCGAAGGCGCUGAAUAAGGGAGGCUUGGUUGUGGUCAAGGAGAAUAUGUCUACGAGUGGGGAGGAUGUAUUUGAUGAAGUGGAUAGCAGCGUUACGAGGUGUGAUGAGAAAUUCAGGGAGAUUUUCAAGAAAGCGCGGAUGAAGAUCAAGAAGACUGAGAUCCAGAACGGAUUUCCGAGGGACAUACUUCCUGUCAGAAUAUACGCUUUAGUUCCCGAGGUCGUGAUCGUGGAUUAG
Molecule: messenger RNA, 669 nt
Organism: Drepanopeziza brunnea f. sp. 'multigermtubi' MB_m1
Lineage: Eukaryota; Fungi; Ascomycota; Leotiomycetes; Helotiales; Drepanopezizaceae
Biological process (GO): N-terminal protein amino acid methylation
Cellular component (GO): cytoplasm
Molecular function (GO): N-terminal protein N-methyltransferase activity
Source: RefSeq, a predicted model, not a curated record